AUGUGCACACGGCACAGCGCACAGGGCCCCCUCGCCUGGUUUAGCCCGCCGGGCGAGACGGUUGCUCGGGGUGUGGCCGCUGAGCAGAGCCCAGGUACUUGGAGCCACAGGUGAGAGUUGGAUGCUAGCAAAUGGAAGCUAGGCGUAGUCUCACUUGCAAGCAAGUGAGCAGCCGCUACGACCACGUGAACCCACCACUGACACCCCCUACACUCUACAUAGUCUGUGCUAGCAUAUAUCGCUCAGACAUUUGAUUUUACUCAGCAUUGCUCAUUUUCCGCGCUGCUAUCAAACAUGCAACUGCAAAUAAACCAGUGCUCCUAUAAUAAUUUAUGCUCGUAUAAAAUUUUAAAUACUUUAAAUUACGUCUCUUCACAAGGAGGGAUUCAGUCACGCAGAUACCGUAUGUGAACAUAUCGGUAUUUGACUAUCUGUGCAUACUAAACGCGCACAAACCUUGCGUAUGCUAUUUGUUUUCCUUAUUUCUCUUAUGUCCCGAUCCUUUUUAAGCAGGAAUUAAUGCAUUCAGGUAGUCCGCAAACUCGCUUAAGAACAAUAUGUCCCACCAUAAUUUAUCUGUCUAGGAUGUCAAGAAGUCAUUAUCUUUACGGUAAUACGGCCACUGAUUUGCCUCCUGCAGUUCACUGAAAUAACAACGAACACCUGCAUUAUCUUUGGCACGACCGUGAACCUGCAUUGGGACUGCCAUGCAAACAGUGCAGACACUGACAGCAGAACUGUCGAUUUCAAAGGCACGCUUUGUCAUUGCUGUGUGACCUUACCGAGGGACACAGAACAGUCCUACGGCUUACUGGCCCUAAGAUUCCUAAUUGGCCUCACCCAGACUGGUGUUGUUGACAGUAACACGUGCCGGUCACAGCGUGAGACGGCGUGGGACUCAACUUAUCGCGAAUACCACCCUCUGCACUCAUUUCUCUCCCCCCCUUCAUGGCGUGACUACAAAAACCGCUCAUUUGAUGUUGCCUUCUCACAGUCUCUGACGAUGGCCUCCUGGACGAGACCGAAAACUCAGACUAACAAACCUACUGUCCCAGAGAUCGGGUCUGCAUCUUCUUUAUAAAAUAAAUUUCUCUAAAUUGGAGAGAAAUAUAACACUUACCUUAUUUAUUUCCUAAAAAUGCUUACGGUAAUGAUUUUGAGCACCGAUACAGAGAUAACUAGACACAAAUGUAUAGGAGUAUGUAGUUCCAAUCCGACGUCCAAACCAAGUAACCGUUGACAUCUGCAUUUCGUAAAGUAUGCGUUAGAACUGGCUUAGCGACGCCUGAACAUGUGCAAAACGGAAACAACGCACAUUCUGCGGGCUGCAUUACGCACCUAGCAUUUACAUUCCAAUACUCUGAUUGUAGUUUGCAUAAGAACUUCUUCAUCUACACACGCCUACAGCGGGCUUCACUGUCUUUCUGCCGCCUAAUCGGACUGAUGACGUGUGUCUGACUGUGUUGGACGAUUAUUUACACUGCAUUAUUAGUCGUCACCUAACUGGAGGCUGGUUUAUGCUCAUACGAUAUUAUUUUGUCUAGUGAUGCGUCUGUUUUCCACCAGGUGGAUUCGUUGUCGGUCAGCGACUGGUUUAUUUCCUUCCGUCUAUUGCGCUCACUCUGAUGCGGCUUUUGUGUAGGCAAUGAAGCAGGCGUUAUAAGCCAGUAGGAAAUCAAUAUAGCCGUUGAUGAAACUUGCAACAUAAACUCAUGUAUCAAACGUGAAUGCCUCUGACGUUGAUCUGCAUUGCUCACCACAGUAGUUUUUAAAGUUAGGCAGUAGAAAUGGACCACUGUUAACAAAAAGACGGUAUUUCAAUUACCUGCCAUGAGACGAUUAUCAUCCACGAGAAUCACUGAAUUUAAAAUACUCCAGUCUUCGUAUCUGUGGCUAAUUUGACUAGUCAAUUUGCUGGAGGAUUUAAAAAUAAUCAUCAGAAAUCCAUGAUUUUAAACAGCAGUCAUUAUAUCACAUGGUAGAAAUUCCAGUGGGUCAAACUUAACGCAGCAGAUGUUAGACCGAUGAAAUACCUUCAUCGGGGCGUAUUUCACCAGUGUUUGAUCACCCGGCAAUUGCUCGACGUAGAGCACGUGUGUUCUUAUAAGGAUAGGCACGCGAGGAUCUGUUGAUUUCCGAAACCCAAACGCUGUGAACAAUACGGCAGCAGUCAUUAAAAGGCGACCAAAUGCUAUACAUCCUUUCGUACAAAUAGCCAUUAAACGUAGCAUAAACCAGAAGGAGCUGCCCUCCGUUUGACAGGAAUGUGCUCUGUAAACUGACAGAUUCUAAUGUGUCAAACAAAGGUUAAACGUAUCACAUCAUCAUAUAAAAUCGAUACCCACACCAAAUUAAAUAGCGUUGUUUAUCAGUAGUGACAUUCGAUAGCACCGCCCAGCAAUAGCUCGCCAAUACUUGCUAUCUGUCAGUAAUAUGCUGACGGCCCUGGAUCAUCGCACGAUUCCCAUUUAUUAACGCUGCAAAGACGUCAAAUAAUGGAAACUGUUAUUUGAAUGCAACACUUCGGAAUUCAUUUUCUUCCGACAUAGUCUACUCGAAUAGUCAUCCUCAAUCUAACCUACAGGGAUUGCGGUGUCCACGCAUAAACGCGAUAGAAUAGCAAACGCGUGCACCUUUGAAAGCGUCAUUUGCAAACGUGAUUUAUAUUAUAAAUUUCCGUUGGAAAACGAGUUACGUGUUAAAUAAUUCAUGUGUGUGAUAUCAAAAGGCAAGCCAGGACAUCUCUCUGUGCUAUAGUCAGGGCACCUUCGUUUUGUGAGCUGUGUAAUUGAACUUUUCGUAUAUAGUAAUUCACCAUAAAUGGUUCACAGAUCAAUAGGUGAUAGCAUUCCGACAGGCAAUAUCUAAUCGAGAAGAAGCUAUUAUGCGGAUUUUGAAAACGAGUGAUAUCAGUUGCUUCUUCAACCAAGUUUGGAAAUCUUCUUGACCUGCAUCCAGCUUCUUUCGCUGCGUUUAGGAUAUUUUCCCUCACUUUACUCCCUCUGCUUCUGCUAGUGAACUCUCAAUUUGUCCAGUCUCUCAUAGUAAGCACAGUUUUUUCAUGAACUCCAAAUUAAGUUUUAUAGUUCUAUCUAUACAAGGAACACAUUUGUCAAAUUCUGAGAUAGGCGCAUAAAAAGUGUGCUGCUAAUUAUAUGUAAUCCGUUGAACAAAGAGUUAGCACUUGUUCACUGGAAAAUACACGCUUCGGUAAGCGUACAACUUCACUUACGGAAGGACGUCAAAACUGAGACAUGUUUAGCUCUGCACAAUUCUUGCACGCGAAUAAGUAGAAAAUAAUCAAGUGACAACACCGGUAGACAAGAUAAUACUUUAUUGCACGAAAAUAAAUAAAAUAUUGCAGUCAUAAAAUUAGGACUUUCAUGAUAUAUUGCAAACAAAAGGACAUCUUCUGUGCUGACAGUUCGACCAUCGAUUUCGAUGAUGUCCACCGUGUGCCCCACAGCAGGUUGGAACAGGGACGGUGACUUGCGCAGGGGUUUAUAGUGCCAGUAGACUUGCACUGCAUUUACCUACACUCUCUCCUCCUUUCCAGCAAGCCCGGUGUCAAGACAGAGUGAAGAAGACCGGAGACGAGGGAGGCCGCAGGUGGAUGGCUUGGACGGAUCCUCACCUUGGCGUUCCACCACACCCCCUGGUCCACACAACAAUAACCAGGAUUUCAACCAACAACAGAGAUUUGGAGGCUGGCACGGCCGAAGCCGCACCUAGGCGUGCCGCCAACGCCUGGCUCGGAUCGCACGCUGUGGUGGGAAUGUCAUAAAGGCCACAUUAAAAAGAAGCCAUUGCAGCCUGACUCUCAGACCGCCUCCCGUUAAGGAGGAGGACCAAGUUACCCCGUCAGUUGGCAACCUUCCAAGCCACGGCUUUUAGCACACCGUGAUAGCUUCAAGCGCGUCAGAUUGAUUAUAGUGAGGAAAGUGCGCUGAGUCGUCGACCUCACUCUCCCUUCCCUUUCCCACACCCCAGCCGCUGUCUGAGCCGGUCAGCAGACUAGAGUGGGGAACGGGCACCGUGGCUGCCACGGUCCACUGACCGUGACUGUGCGCGCCCCAGCACGACCUGGCCCCCCAUACACACACAAAAACCAGAAUUUCACACAACGGGGGUUGAACGGCGUGUCUCUCACUUGCGUGAGAGGGCCGUGGAAGGUGCUGCUUCAGCCCGUUCCCAGCCCACCAGUCCGCCACUCCACACAGCACACACACACACACAACGCGACGAACUGCGUGAACCGAGAGCGGGCGUAAAUCAGCAACCUUCCCAUUCACGACACUUGACGUGUCGGGAUAGUCUCGGACUCAAAUCACCCGUGCAGCCGAAGCCGCGUGGGGACCGAGUCGAGAUGCACACUUCCCACUUGCGUGGAAGGUGGCAGUUGGUGCAUGCGGUGGGCGAGUGUUGCUGUGCGUUGGUGAUGGUGAAGGAGGGUAGGGAGUGUGUGGAUGUGUGGUGUAACUGGUGGUUGUCUACCGCAGGUCGUCGUGGAUGCGCAUGUGGCCGAAUAGGCCCAUUCGGUGCCUGAAAGGGCGAGGACAGUGUGGGCAGUUGAGACGAGCUUGGUGGGUGUAGGUUGGUGCUCCAGGCACUGGUUCUCUGGUCUCUGUGCGAUGGAUUCGCAAGUGACCGACCAGGCCGAUGCGUGAGGUGAAUGUGCGUGGACAGUGUGGUCAUGUGAAGUCGGUGGUUUUAGAAUCAGCUACAAAGGUGUUGGUGGUGGCGCAGAUGGACGGUGCGAGGGUGGUGCUGGUCGUCAUGGGCGUGGUUGGCUUUUCGGAAUUGUGGUCAAUUCCACUCUCCUGGAUGCGCAUGUGGCCGAAUAGACCCAUGCGAUGCGUGAAGGUGCGAGGGCAGUGUGCGUAGUGGAGGCGAGUGCGGUGGAUGUAGGUUGGCGCUCCGUGCACUGGUUUGCCGGUCUAUGUGCGCUGAAUACGCAAGUGACCGAGCAGGCCGAUACGUGACGUGAAGGUGCGAUCGCAGUGGGGGCAGGUGUAGUCCUGAUUCUCAUUGCUGGAGUCGGGAGAGGCGGGAGUGGUGCCGGUUGUUGUGUCGCGGUUGAUGAUGUGCGCUACGACUGCCUGAGCGGCCGCCGUUGGGGCAGUGGUGGUGGAAGAGGAGGAGGAGGAGGAGGAGGAGGAGGAGGAGGAGGAGGAGGAAGAGGAGGAGGAGGAGGAAGAAGAAGAGGAGGAGGAGGAGAAGGAGGAGGAAGAGGAGGAAGAGAGGAGGAGUAUGGAAGUGGUGGUGCAGAAGAAUUGUCAGAGUUAG
Molecule: messenger RNA, 5286 nt
Organism: Spirometra erinaceieuropaei
Lineage: Eukaryota; Metazoa; Platyhelminthes; Cestoda; Diphyllobothriidea; Diphyllobothriidae
Source: the annotation of a GenBank genome assembly